This is a messenger RNA of Diceros bicornis minor, 2101 nucleotides long. RefSeq names its product eukaryotic translation initiation factor 4B (gene EIF4B). Gene Ontology annotation, molecular function: RNA binding. The transcript is spliced from 15 exons. The record is from RefSeq and is a predicted model, not a curated record. NCBI's taxonomy places the organism in Eukaryota, Metazoa, Chordata, Mammalia, Perissodactyla, Rhinocerotidae. The coding region runs from base 72 to 1925 and encodes 617 amino acids.
GCCCGACGGGCCCGCUAUAAUCACGUGAUCGCCUCAUCCGGGUCCUUUGCGUUCUCUCUCCCUCUCUCAACAUGGCGGCCUCAGCAAAAAAGAAGAAUAAGAAGGGGAAGACGAUCUCCCUAACAGACUUUCUGGCUGAGGAUGGAGGGACUGGUGGAGGAAGCACCUAUGUCCCCAAACCAGUCAGCUGGGCUGAUGAAACAGAUGACUUGGAAGGAGAUGUUUCGACCACUUGGCACAGUAAUGAUGACGACGUGUAUAGGGCACCUCCAAUUGACCGGUCCAUCCUGCCCACUGCUCCACGGGCUGCUCGGGAACCCAAUAUCGACCGGAGCCGUCUUCCCAAAUCGCCACCCUACACUGCUUUUCUAGGGAACCUGCCUUAUGAUGUGACAGAAGACUCCAUUAAGGAAUUCUUCAGAGGAUUAAAUAUCAGUGCAGUGCGUUUACCACGUGAACCCAGCAAUCCAGAAAGGUUGAAAGGUUUUGGUUACGCUGAAUUUGAGGACCUGGAUUCCUUGCUCAGUGCCCUGAGCCUCAAUGAAGAGUCUCUAGGUAACAGGAGAAUUCGAGUGGACGUUGCUGAUCAAGCACAGGAUAAAGACAGGGAUGAUCGUUCUUUUGGCCGAGAUAGAAAUCGGGAUUCUGACAAAACAGAUACAGACUGGAGGGCCCGUCCUGCCACAGACAGCUUUGAUGACUAUCCACCUAGAAGAGGUGAUGAUAGCUUUGGAGACAAGUAUCGAGAUCGUUACGAUUCAGACCGAUACCGGGAUGGGUAUCGGGACGGGUAUCGGGACGGCCCACGCCGGGACAUGGAUCGGUAUGGGGGCCGGGAUCGCUAUGAUGACCGAGGCAGCAGAGACUACGAUAGAGGCUAUGAUUCCAGGAUAGGCAGUGGCAGAAGAGCAUUUGGUAGUGGGUACCGUAGGGAUGAUGACUACAGAGGAGGCGGGGACCGCUAUGAAGACAGAUACGACAGACGAGAUGAUCGGUCAUGGAGCUCCAGAGAUGAUUAUCCUCGGGAUGAUUAUAGGCGUGAUGAUAGAGGUCCCCCCCAAAGACCCAAACUGAACCUAAAGCCUCGGAGUACUCCUAAGGAAGAUGAUUCCUCUGCUAGCACCUCCCAGUCCAGUCGAGCAGCCUCUAUCUUUGGAGGGGCAAAGCCUGUUGACACAGCUGCUAGAGAACGAGAAGUGGAAGAGCGGCUACAGAAGGAGCAGGAGAAAUUGCAGCGUCAGCUGGAUGAGCCAAAACUAGACCGACGGCCCCGGGAGAGACACCCAAGCUGGCGAAGUGAAGAAACUCAGGAACGGGAACGGUCGAGGACAGGAAGUGAGUCAUCACAGACUGGGCCUUCAGCCCCAUCUGGCAGAAGUAAGUCAGACCAGGAUGCACGAAGGAGAGAGAGUGAGAAAUCUCUAGAAAAUGAAACACUCAAUAAGGAGGAAGACUGUCACUCUCCAACUUCUAAGCCUCCCAAACCUGAACAGCCUCUAAAGGUAAUGCCAGCCCCUCCGCCAAAGGAGAAUGCUUGGGUGAAGCGAAGUUCUAACCCUCCUGCUCGCUCUCAGAGUUCAGACACAGAGCAACAAUCCCCUACAAGUGCUGGGGGGAAAGGAGUUCCGGCUCAACCAUCUGAGGAAGGACCAGUGAGGAAAGCAGAUGAAAAUAAAGUAGAUGGGGUGAGUGUCCCAAAAGGCCAAAGUGGGAACUCCAGCCGUGGUCCAGGAGACGGAGGGAACAGAGACCACUGGAAGGAGUCAGACAGGAAAGAUGGCAAAAAGGAUCAAGACUCCCGAUCUGCACCUGAGCCAAAGAAACCCGAAGAAAAUCCAGCCUCCAAGUUCAGUUCUGCAAGCAAGUAUGCUGCUCUCUCCAUCGACGGUGAAGAUGAAAACGAGGGAGAAGAUUACACCGAGUAAACCUCCACACAUGCUGUGCUUUCUCCUAGUCUCUCUCCACCCUGGAACAUUCGAGAGCAAAUCAAAUCAAACCUCUAUCCAGACAAGACAAAAUAAAACUCACCAUCUCCUGGAGACCUUUCUUAACUUUUUUUUUUUUAAUGAAAUGAAAUGAAAUUCUUUUGCAUGCUGCUGCA